Molecule: messenger RNA, 237 nt
Organism: Scutellospora calospora
Lineage: Eukaryota; Fungi; Glomeromycota; Glomeromycetes; Diversisporales; Gigasporaceae
Source: the annotation of a GenBank genome assembly
AUGUUAGCAACUUUUUUAGUUAAGGAUGAAGAUAUUACUAAAGAUUCUGAAAUAAAAGAGAUCGAAUAUGAUAAUUUAGAGAUUGUUGAACAGUUUGAUAUUGAAAAUAUAGUAUGCUUAAGCAAUGAAAUAGUUCAAGAUAGAGCAUCUGAUACUAAUAUUGAAGAACUACAAAAUGUUGAUGAUGAAUUUGAUAAUAAUGAUGAGUCAGUAGUUAGCAAUAAAAUAGGACAAGAA